AUGGGUAGGCGUCCAGCGCGCUGCUACCGGUACAUUAAGAACAAGCCGUACCCCAAAUCGCGGUUCUGCCGAGGUGUCCCCGACCCGAAGAUCCGCAUCUUCGAUCUUGGCAAGAAGAGGGCGAAUGUCGACGAAUUCCCAGCAUGUGUCCACAUGAUUUCGAAUGAACGGGAACAUCUUUCCUCAGAAGCUCUAGAAGCCGCUCGCAUUUGCGCCAACAAGUACAUGGUCAAGAACUGCGGAAAGGACGGCUUCCAUCUCCGUGUCCGAAAGCACCCCUUCCACGUCGUACGCAUCAACAAGAUGCUUUCGUGUGCCGGAGCUGAUAGGCUCCAAACUGGAAUGCGUGGAGCGUACGGAAAGCCCCAAGGACUGGUGGCCCGAGUCGACAUCGGUGACUUCCUCUUCUCCGUCCGUGUCAAGGAAAACAACGUCAAUCACGCCAUCGAAUCCUUCCGCCGUGCCAAGUUCAAGUUCCCCGGCCGCCAGUUCAUCGUCGUCUCCCGCAAAUGGGGAUUCACAAAAUGGAGCAAGGAGGAUUACGAAAAAAUGAGGGCCGAUGGACGACUCCAAUCUGAUGGUGUGAACUGCAAGCUGGUGAGAGAGCACGGACCGCUGAGCCAAUGGAUUAACAAUCCUAUC
Mesorhabditis spiculigera is the source of this 642-nucleotide messenger RNA. The record is from the annotation of a GenBank genome assembly. NCBI's taxonomy places the organism in Eukaryota, Metazoa, Nematoda, Chromadorea, Rhabditida, Rhabditidae.